Molecule: messenger RNA, 2413 nt
Organism: Phasianus colchicus (ring-necked pheasant)
Lineage: Eukaryota; Metazoa; Chordata; Aves; Galliformes; Phasianidae
Source: RefSeq, a predicted model, not a curated record
GCGCACCGAGGGCCCGGCCGCAGCGCGGCGCCGGGGGGAAGCUCCCGAGCUCGCCAUUUCCCUGCAUGAGGCGGUUGGCACCACUGGAGAGACCGAAUGAGAGACUCUACAGCGGUGGGUAAUUCACUGGUCCAUAAGCGGUCUCCUUUACGUCGAAGUCAUAAGGCAUCAGCAUCCUCACCCAAACUGUCGUUACGUGAUGGACAGAAAGCCAAAAAGCCACUGUGUAAAUUUGAAGAAGGUCAGGAUGUCCUAGCUAGAUGGUCAGAUGGCUUGUUUUAUCUUGGAACUAUCAAAAAGAUAAACAAACUGAAACAGAACUGCUUCAUUAUAUUUGAGGACAGUUCCAAGUCUUGGGUUCUCUGGAAGGACAUACAAACAGGAGCCACUGAAAGUGGGGAAAUGGUCUGUACAAUAUGUCAGGAGGAGUAUUCAGAAGCACCGAAUGAAAUGGUUAUCUGUGAUAAAUGUGGGCAAGGUUAUCAUCAGCUGUGUCACACACCAAAUAUUGAUUCCAGCGUGAUAGAUUCAGAUGAUAAAUGGCUCUGUCGACAGUGUGUUUUUGCGACAACAACGAAGAGAGGUGGUGCGCUUAAGAAAGGACCAAAUGCCAAAGCACUGCAAGUCAUGAAACAGACUCUACCGUAUAAUGCAACAGACCUUGAGUGGGAUGCGGGUCAUAAAACCAAUGUCCAGCAGUGUUACUGCUAUUGUGGAGGACCUGGAGACUGGUAUCUAAAGAUGUUGCAGUGCUGCAAAUGUAAGCAGUGGUUCCACGAGGCUUGUGUGCAGUGCCUCCAAAAGCCAAUGCUUUUUGGUGACAGGUUUUAUACAUUCAUUUGCUCAGUUUGCAGUUCUGGACCAGAAUACCUCAAACGUUUACCCUUGAGAUGGGUAGAUAUAGCACAUCUAUGCCUUUACAACCUAAGUGUUAUUCAUAAGAAGAAAUACUUUGAUUCAGAGCUUGAACUCAUGGCAUACAUAAAUGAGAACUGGGAUAGAUUACAUCCUGGUGAGCUGGCAGAUACACCAAAAUCUGAAAGAUAUGAGCAUGUACUGGAGGCAUUAAAUGAUUACAAGACCAUGUUUAUGUCUGGAAAAGAAAUAAAGAAAAAGAAGCAUUUGUUUGGCUUGAGAAUUCGUGUUCCUCCUGUGCCACCAAAUGCUGCUUUAAAGGCUGAGAAAGAACCAGAAGGAACUUCUCAUGAGUUCAAAAUUAAAGGCAGAAAAUCAUCCAAACCAAUCCCUGAUGUGAGGGAAUUAAGUAAUGGUAUAGAAAGAAAGGGGAAAAAAAAAUCAGUAGGUCGUCCACCUGGUCCCUAUACAAGAAAAAUGAUUCACAAAACUCCAGAGUCGUCUCCUCUGGAUACUGAACCAGUUCCAGUGAUAGAGACCCCAGCAUUGGAAUUACCCUGCUCUGUUGGGAAAUCCGAUGGAACUGCACAUUCGUCCAAUACCUCAGAUGUGGAAUCCACAGGUGCUGCCAGUAUAAAAGAAACUACCUCAUCUAGCAUAUCCAGACAUUAUAGUAGUUUAUCUGAUUCAAGAAAAAGGACUCGUACAGGAAGAACUUGGCCUGCUGCAAUACCACAUUUGAGAAGAAGAGGUCGCUUUCCACGAAAAGCACUCCAGACUCAAAAUUCAGAAAUUGUAAAAGAUGACGAGAGCAAGGAAGAUUACCAGUAUGAUGAACUCAAUACGGAGAUACUUAACAAUUUAGCAGAUCAGGAGUUACAGCUCAAUCAUCUAAAGAACUCUAUUACUAGUUAUUUUGGUGCAGCAGGUAGAAUAGCUUGUGGUGAAAAGUACCGUGUUUUGGCUCGUCGGGUGACACUUGAUGGAAAGGUGCAGUAUCUUGUGGAAUGGGAAGGAGCAACUGCAUCCUGACUGUAGGACUGAAUAUUAUGUUCACUGCACUGUCAUCUGUAAGUACAGCUCAUAAUGCAGAGCCAUGAGAGAAGUGUGUCUUUAAAUGUUUCUAAAAACAAAACAAAACCAAUUUAGCCUUAACAUGUAAUUGUUAUCAUUACAGCUCUUGUGAUAAAAGACUUAUCUUUUUAAAAUCUGAUCUGAAACUUAAAUUUUUUAAUCUGAACACUGUUAGAUUGUUUUAGGUUGGGAUAUUUUGGGUUACAAUUGCUUAAAAAUGUGCAUGGUGUUUUAAAAAAAAGACGUUUUCUAGAGAACAUUCCAUGGAUACAGUUAUUGUGAUUUAGAGAAAUAUUAUGUAGAUAGCACAAAUCUUUGAAAUUUUUUUGGUUUGUUUUCUUACCCAAAUGUUUGCAGAAAUGUAUUUCUAUUUCAAUACUUUCUAGAUUUCAUAAGUGCAGUGUAUAUAAUGCCUACUGAAGACUGUAAAAUACUGAAGUUUUCUUUCAAACAAAGUGUAAAAAAAAAAAAAAAAAAAAAAAAA